Molecule: messenger RNA, 1341 nt
Organism: Wyeomyia smithii (pitcher-plant mosquito)
Lineage: Eukaryota; Metazoa; Arthropoda; Insecta; Diptera; Culicidae
Gene: Dph5
Product: diphthine methyl ester synthase
Exons: 3
Coding region: 368-1279 (303 amino acids)
Biological process (GO): protein histidyl modification to diphthamide
Molecular function (GO): diphthine synthase activity
Source: RefSeq, a predicted model, not a curated record
CGAAUUGAAAAUAAUUAGAGAUAAACUUCUUUUUCUCCCCUUAAUCACACUGGCGAGGUAUAGGAAAACCGUGCCCGUAUAUGCAAUAAUUCUAGCUGUCAGCCGAAAAAGAAACCGAAGGCAAAUCAUCAAAACACACGGUCGCCUAAACAAAAAAUCACGCUACUAACAGAAGAAAAACAAAACAGCACCCGAGUGCGUACACGCCGUACAUGCGCUUUUAGCGGCUGCAGUUGGUAUAGCAACCGGAGGAUUCUUUGUUUGCCUUGCUUGCCUUUGCCACGCCACGGCAGAAGAAGUCCGUGAGUGAGCGAAUAAUAUCAGCUGAUUUCCAGGUGCAGGUCGGGUCGGGUGCGCCAUAGUUGCAAUGUUUUACGUGAUCGGACUCGGGUUGGGAGAUCCCAAGGACAUUACCGUGAAAGGAUUGGAAAUUUUACAACGAUGUCAACGUGUUUAUCUGGAAUCGUACACAUCCAUUCUGACCUGUGGUCAGGAGAAGCUGGAGGAAUUCUAUGGACGAAAGCUUAUACUAGCGGAUAGGGAACUGGUAGAACAGGGUGCCGACGUGAUUCUUUUCAACGCCGGUGAAGAGGACGUCGCUUUUCUGGUGGUUGGAGAUCCUUUCGGUGCUACGACCCAUACGGAUCUGCUACUGCGGGCCAAGGAGAUGAAAAUCCCCUCGAUGGUUGUACACAAUGCUUCCAUCAUGAAUGCCAUCGGGUGCUGUGGAUUGCAAUUGUACCAUUUUGGCGAAACGGUCUCAAUCCCAUAUUGGACUGAUGACUGGCGUCCUGACAGCUUUUACGACAAAAUCGAAGCAAAUGUAAAACAUGGACUGCACACGCUUUGUUUGUUGGACAUUCGAGUGAAAGAGCCAACACUGGAAUCUUUGACUAAAAAAGUCCGCGAAUAUCAGCCACCGCGCUUCAUGAGUUGCAGCGAAGCUUCGGGCCAGCUAUUGUGGCUAAUCCGCGAUCGAAGAAAGAAUGAACUGACACUGAAUCUAUCUGAGCAAACGGUGGUAGUCGGAUUAGCUCGAGUUGGCCACGAAACUCAGCAGAUCAAGGCGUGCACCUUGAAAGAAUUGAAGCACAGCGACAUGGGCGGACCGCUGCAUUCGCUCAUCAUUCCGGCACCGCAGAUGCACCCGAUGGAGACCGAGUAUUUGCAGCAGUUCUGCGAAGACGACCUAAAGCUGUUACUUGAAGAAGCCAUUCGAUCCGAACCGGCUGACAUGUUCAAACUGGACACCACAUUAGACAGCAACUCAGCUAGUUGAAAUUUGGAACUCCAUGACGGUUUAUGUGCUUUGAAAGUCGAAUAAAUGAAAGCUCAACCACA